AUGAGCUCACAACAAAUGACAAACCACCUGAUAAUGCUUUUGGAUUCCGAAAAUUUUACACAAUCAAAAAAGUUUGAUUGCGAAAUUGGCAUCCUGAUCACUAUACACCGUUUCGGGAACCUUGUGUUGAUAAAUCCACCAAUUGAAGAAAACAGAAGAGACCGUUUCGACUUCUUGCGUUUUCAUGGCCAAGAUAAGAAAACUACAAAGUUCCGUCUGAUUGAUUGA
Molecule: messenger RNA, 228 nt
Organism: Echinococcus granulosus
Lineage: Eukaryota; Metazoa; Platyhelminthes; Cestoda; Cyclophyllidea; Taeniidae
Exons: 1
Coding region: 1-228 (75 amino acids)
Source: RefSeq, a predicted model, not a curated record